Arachis ipaensis is the source of this 480-nucleotide messenger RNA. Lineage: Eukaryota; Viridiplantae; Streptophyta; Magnoliopsida; Fabales; Fabaceae. The record is from RefSeq and is a predicted model, not a curated record.
AUGGCUCAAUUGAAUGUGCCAGUGCUACAGUUCAACAAUUCUUCUGUCUUCGGAGUCCCUCCAACGACAUUGUUUAUUUGCUUUCAGACACAAAGUAGAAGUAAUUGCUCAUGGUUAACUAAGAAGCUAUUAGUGGUUGAAGCAAGAGCAAAUGCUAGAAGCCUAGAACAGAAAUUCAAUGGAACUGCUAGAAAUCCAAGGCUUUCAGUAUUUUGCUCAGAGAAGCAAUUGUAUGCAAUGCUUGUAGAUGACAAGAAUAAGAAGUGUCUGUUCUAUGCAAGCACACUGCAGAAAUCGAUCCGAAAUCCCCCAUGCAGCACUUCUGAAGCUGCUAAACGUGUUGGGGAGGCACUUGUCAAAGCCUGUGCAGACCUCAACAUAAAUGAAAUAUCGUCCUAUGAUCGCAAUGGACUUUACCGUGGACAAAGAUUGGAAGCCUUUGAGAUUGCCAUUUCCAGUUAUGGAUUCUUGCCGGGAUAA